AUGACCCACUACCAGGCUCUAUUGUUAGACACAGACCGAGUGAUAUUCGGACCAGUUGUCUCCCUCAACCCCGCAACCCUGAUGCCCUUGCCAGACCCAUCCGAGGAGCACAACUGCCUCCAGAUUCUGGCGGAGGCCCAUGGCACCUGUGCCGAUCUAACAGAUCAACCUCUGUCGAACCCAGAUUUCAUCUGGUUCACGGAUGGGGGCAGCUUCCUCCAAGAAGGAGAAAGGAGGGCCGGAGCAGCCAUCACCACCGAAUCAGAGGUAAUUUGGGCCUCGCCGCUGCCACCCGGUACAUCGGCCCAAAAGGCAGAACUGGUUGCGCUAACCCAGGCCCUCCGGAUGGCGGAAGACACCUUUUCAGGAUGGACAGAGGCCUUCCCUACCAAGAAGGAGACCGCUAACAUGGUAACCAAGAAACUCCUGGAUGACAUCUUUCCCAGCCCUACCCUGGAGGCGCACCUCCAAGCCCUCCAACUGGUACAGAAGGUGGUGUGGAAACCCCUGGCCGAUGCCUACCGGGAACAACUGACCCGCCCGGUGGUGCCUCACCCAUUCAAGAUUGGGGACUCUGUCUGGGUUCGACGCCAUCAAUCCAGGAACCUAGAGCCGAGAUGGAAAGGACCGUACACCGUCUUGUUAACAACUCCCACUGCACUCAAGGUUGACGGGAUAGCGGCUUGGGUCCAUGCGUCGCAUGUAAAGGCUGCCAAAGAACUCGACGAAGCUGAGAACACCGAGACGUCUACAUGGAGGGUUCAACGCUCUCCAAACCCACUAAAGAUAAGACUCACCCGUGGGCCCCCUUAAUCCCCUUGAUAGCCCUCCUGACAAUAGGAGGGGCAUCACCAGAGAGCCCCCACAUGGUUAAGAAACUUACCUGGC
Messenger RNA from Peromyscus eremicus (cactus mouse), 888 nucleotides. RefSeq lists its product as uncharacterized. The coding region runs from base 1 to 813 and encodes 270 amino acids. The record is from RefSeq and is a predicted model, not a curated record. The transcript is spliced from 3 exons. Gene Ontology annotation, molecular function: nucleic acid binding; RNA-DNA hybrid ribonuclease activity. Lineage: Eukaryota; Metazoa; Chordata; Mammalia; Rodentia; Cricetidae.